Molecule: messenger RNA, 435 nt
Organism: Drechmeria coniospora
Lineage: Eukaryota; Fungi; Ascomycota; Sordariomycetes; Hypocreales; Ophiocordycipitaceae
Exons: 1
Coding region: 1-435 (144 amino acids)
Source: RefSeq, a predicted model, not a curated record
AUGGCCAAGCUGGUCCUUGCACGGGCGAUUCGAGGGCAUCAAACCCGCAGCAUCGAUGGCAGCGAUGGCAGCGCCGUCGAAUCUUCCGAGCAAGAGGCAACACAGCCAAGCUGGUCCUUGGAAGCUGGUCCUUGCAUGGGCGAUUCGAAGGUAUCAAUCCCGCAGCAUCGAUGGCAGCUCAAAUCUUCCGCCAUAGGCACCAUGGCCAAGCUAAUCCUUGCACGGGCGAUUCGAAGGCAUCAGGCCCGCAAUGCAUUGAUGGCAAUACCGUCGAGUCUUUCGAGCAAUAGGCAACACGGCCAGGCUGGUCCUUGGAAGCUGGUCCUUGCAUGGGCGACUCGAAGGUAUCCAACCCGCAAUCGAUGGCAAUACCGUCGAGUCUUCCGAGCAAUAGGUAACAUGGCCAAGCCAGUCCUUGCACGGGCGAUUCGAUAG